Messenger RNA from Drosophila nasuta, 1630 nucleotides. Its product is annotated as putative E3 ubiquitin-protein ligase UBR7. The coding region runs from base 135 to 1310 and encodes 391 amino acids. Lineage: Eukaryota; Metazoa; Arthropoda; Insecta; Diptera; Drosophilidae. Gene Ontology annotation, cellular component: cytoplasm. Gene Ontology annotation, molecular function: ubiquitin protein ligase activity; zinc ion binding. The record is from RefSeq and is a predicted model, not a curated record. The transcript is spliced from 2 exons.
ACAAGUUUAGUUCAUUAACACGAACCAGCUGGCGUCAAAUAAGCGAACGCUACAUUGCAAUUUUUUUUUGCGCCAAACACACUAGCGUCUGCUAUUUCGUCGUAAUUAAGAAAAUACAAAUUAUUGCACACACAAUGAGCGACGCAAGCAGCGCUGCAAAUGCAGCAGAAACUGGCGAAGUGAAUCCAUUGGAGCAAUCUACAAUUACAAUGCUCGACGUGCUGGAAGAGGAAAAAGAAAUGGAGGAAGAAUAUGCGGCCGUACUUGGAGCCUCCGAUGAAAAAGCUUGCACAUAUGGUAAGGGCGCAAUACAACGACAGGCGCUAUAUUCCUGCUUAACCUGCUGCCCCGAGGCACGCAACGAUGUUUCUAAGAGUGCUGGCAUUUGUCUUGCUUGCUCCUAUCGCUGUCAUGAGCACCACGAAUUGAUUGAACUCUACACAAAGCGCAACUUUCGUUGCGAUUGUCCAACGAUGAAAAUGGGCAGCGAGAAGCGUUGUGCUCUCAACGCUCAGCUGGAUGAAGUGCAGCCGGCGAAUGCGGACAAUCAAUACAAUCAGAAUUUCCAGGGCUUGUACUGCAAGUGCAAGCGUCCGUAUCCCGAUCCAGAGCGCACUACAGAGGAGAUAAUGCUACAGUGCGCCAUUUGCGAGGAUUGGUUCCAUUUGGCACAUAUGGAAGCGCCACCAGCUGCCAACGAAAAGUGGCUCGAUGCCUGUAGUGAAAUGAUAUGCGACGGCUGCAUGAAAAGUCAUGAGUUUCUUAGGGAUUACACUGGACUUGCUUUACAACCAGUUGAAGCAAAGGAGGAGCAGGAGAAUGAAGCCAAAGUGGAGGAAGCAAACGAGGAGCCGCUACAGAAACGGAGCAAACAAGAGGAUGACGACUGCAAGCGUCCCAAACCGAAGAAGGAGCACAAGGGCGCCGCUUUCUGGACCAACGAUUGGCGUAAAUCGCUUUGCCAGUGCGCCAAGUGCAUGGAACUCUACAAGGAGCAGUCGGUGCAGUUUCUGCUAGAUGCCGAGGAUUCAGCCAAAUCGUAUGAGGAGCGCGGCAUGAAGCGUGCCGAGGAGAACUCCAGCUAUGAGCAGGGCAUACGUGCCUUGGCCUCCAUGGGACAUUCGCAGCAGAUCGAUGCCAUUACCGAAUACAAUCGUAUGAAGGAUAAGCUCAAGGAUUAUCUGCAGUCAUUUGCUACCAGCAAGAAGGUUGUCACCGAGGAUGAUAUUAAGCGUUUCUUUGCCGGCAUGCGUGAUGAGAACAAUGCCAAUAAUAGCUCAACAGCCCAGCAGCCCUAUUUUUGCCGUUAAACACAGUAUUAUUAUUAUUCGUAUUCGUAUUCUUAUGUUUUACACACAUUCCCAAAAUUUAUCACGAGAAGCAGAAUUGGAUUUCAUUUAUUGAAUGUUAACAAAAAAUCAAAUACAGUUGAAGUGUACAAUAAUAUUAGAUGAGAUUCCGAGUUACUUGCUACAAACCUAACAACUAAUUAGCCAAAAGAAGCAAAGGCCUCAUUACUAACAUAUAAAAACAUAUUUAUAUACAUUCAUCGUAUCAUCAAAAUUUGGAAGGAAAGUUUCUCUUCGCUUAUUUGUUAUCGCAAACAGUACAUAAACACAAUUCAACACUA